CCGGCCGCCAGUUCGGUGCGUUCCGUCGCGCACAGUAAUCGUGUUUAUUUCUUACGUCGUUUCUAUUUUGUGUUUAACGUGCGCCGCAUUUAGAACUAAUCUGUGAAUACAAUACACAACCAGGUACAAAAACUAGGCAGUGUACAACAACAGUGAACUUGUAGACUUGUGCAUUUAGUGAUCAAGUACUUGUAUGUAUGAAAAAUAUAUCGUAUCUUUCUAAGCAUCACCGAGCGACCCUUGUUGCUUGUGGCUCUUAUGAUAUAAUUUGAAAGAAGAAAUAUUCAGAACGGUAAAGGGGACGCGUAAAAUGAGACCAGACCAAGUUCAUCAGUGAAGUGACAGUGUUGUGCGCAACGGUUAUAAAUAACGCGUUAAUAGUGAUUAGCUGUUGAUCAGCCAUAUAUAAUGUGAGACGGUUCUUGUAGUGAAGUGUGUAAAAAUGCCAUCGGACAGUGGUUCAACGUGGUCACCGCCGGCGUCUAACAGCGAGAGGAGAUUGAGCAACUCUUCAGAUGGCAGCGCCGGCAGCGGUUACUCUAAAGCUACAACAGACAGCGCGGACUUCCUGGCGACUCGUCCGCACACAGCGGCGGUUAUACCCGGCAAGCCGGCCGCGAACCCGCUCCAGUUCAUCCGGGUAGGACCGGCCGACCUCGGCAGCCGGGCGCGCGAGCAACUCCGCCGAGCCGAGCUCGCGAAGCGAACAGAACCCGCCCGCUUCGAGCGGCAAGAAGACUGGCAGUCGAACCUGGACAAUUGGAAGUCAUCGCGGCGGAAGCGUGUCGAGCACAUAAUAGAACGGUGCGUCGAGGUGCGGCGUAUGGAGAACGAGCCCAGCCAGCCCCGCGCCAAGUCCAAGACGUUCAACGAGAUGCUGGAGGAGCGAGCUGGCCGCAGACGGCGGAAUCUAGCAGUGUUUGCUGACGAUGACGCACAUGAUCUGAGCGACCUCGGUAUAGGCACCUCCAGCACAAAGAGCAGCUUGAGUGAGGACUGCGACACACAUAGCUUGGCGAGCGAUGGUAUCGACCUGGAUAAACAUCAUUCAGAUGUCGACAACCUUUCCAACUGCGACACCAACCGCAAAUUGUGCUCGAGUGCUAACGAAUACGACACGUGUACGACCACGACGAUAAGCUCUCCAGAACCCGAAGAAUACACAUACGAGGGUGCUAUAGAGGGUUAUAAGUCGAGAAUCAUUUCACAAACUAACAGCAACAUUGUCAAGACAGUCGUCAAUAACAAUUUAAAAGAAAAAUCACCGGAAAAAAUAAAUAGUGAUCUAAACAGAAUCAGGACAUCAGUCAGCAACAAAAUUGAAGAGAAAGUCUCAUCUUUCCAACAGGAAAGGGUAAACGACACCAAAAAUAACAAUCAGAAAAGAGAUUUACCAAAAGUUGAUAUAAACAAACGAAGAGAACAAUUCGAGAGAGAAAAUUCACAGGAGUCACAAAUCAAUAAACCAAAAUUACCUGAUAUUACAAACAAAAAGUCAAUUAAAGAAAGACUGUCUAGUUUAGAAAAGUUCACAGAAGACAUUCAGAUUCCAAAAUCUACUAGUGACUUAACUAAACUACCUGUCGAAGUGAAACCGUUGAAAGAACGUUUAUCCUCUCUUGAAAAAGUAAAAACUGCAUCGAUAGAGCCUGAAAAACUCAAAAGAUUAUCUAAUGGUGAUCUUACUAAUACAAAGUCAUUGAAAGAACGCUUAUCAAAUUUUAAAUCUCAAAAUUCGGAAGAGGAAAAGAUAUCAAAAACAGAGGUUAAACAAGUAUCAAUGAGUUUAAAAGAACGAUUAUCUUGUCUUGAUGCUGCCAAAAACAAGGAAAUACCUAAAAUAUCUGUUGACGAAGAACUUACCAAUCAUGAUACACAAGAGCUUAUCUCAAAGGAUAAGUUAUCAGACAAUUCUUUGAAAUCUAGCCUAUCAGGAAUAGAAAGCCAAAUGCAAAGCUUCUGUCGGUCCCUAGACAGCUUGGAUAUCAAUGGUCAAUCUUCACCAAAUUCUUUUGAAAGAGUUCAAAGUUUAGAAGACUUUGAUUGUACGGAAAUGCAAAAUAAUACUAUUCCUAGUGAUAUUGAAACUGAAGAUAGUGGUAUACAUACAGCCAGAGAUUCCUGUGCUCCAGCUGAUGAUAUUGCUGAUUUAACUCAAGUAGCAUCGCCAAUUGAGGAGCCUAUGAUAGAAGCAUCUGAAUACGAAUCUUCAAAUGAAGAUAGUGCUCCAGUUUUAGAGCCUCAUAAAAUAGAAGAGCUUAAGGCAAUUCCUCAACAAAUUCAAACAAUCAUAGAAGAUAUAAUAGUUGAGGAAAUUGAAGAGCAAGACAGUAAAGUUGAAGAUACCGAUAGUGGGAGUAAUUAUAUACAAGCUGUUUCUCAACCAGAAGAGCUUAGUGUCACUGAAGAAGUAACAGAAAUACAAAUGGACAAAGAAGAUGAAGAUACACUCAAAAGUCUGGACAAUCAAGAUACUAGUGUAAGUUUGAAUGAGCCUGUGUCUACUGCUUCGGAAGGAGACACAGUGGUAUUUGAGGGAAAAAUGACUAUACACUUAAACUUGAAUGAAAUUUGCAACAAAAUGUAUGCUGGUGCUGGGAACAAUUCUAACAAUAACGAAAUUAGUACUACUAAUAUUUCUACUAACAGCAAGAGCAUGCCAAUGGUUAUUGACGCGUUAGAAUUGGCUUUUAAAGAAUUGGACUCAGAAGAUAGUUUUGAUAACAAUAGCAAUAUGGAAACUGAAAAUGGAAAUAGCACUUCUGAAAAAGUAUCAAACAAAAUUGAACCGUUCGAUUUUGAUAGCGACAAGAAAAUAUCUGUCGCACCACUUUAUGAAAAUAUAGAUAUAUUCUACCAAAACAGUGUUGAUGAUGGAGCGUUCCCAUUGGAUCUGGCUACUAAUGCUAUGGAACCACCGAAAGAGAAACCGCCGCCCCCACCCACCGAAGACAACACUGAAGACGAACUACUUGGUAAUGGCAACUUCAAACAUACAAGUUCAGCGCGCCGCAUCAAAAAGGAAAUUAGAAAUAAACGAACCAGCUUUCUUGGUAUCGAAGGUCAAGAUGACAGUUAUUUAGAUGUCGAUCUAACAUUAGCACCACGACCAGACAUAACGUCUUUCCUGCAAGAAGAGACAAAAAUAGAAAAACUCCUUUACAAGAAAACGCUCUCACAUGAUAUGGACGAAAAGUUGAGGGAAAGUAGAGACUCUGGUGUGGACAUCGAUAGAGGACCUUCGGCUGAAGCGUGGUAUAAAGGGCAGUCUUCACCCGAAACUUCAAACCCUCAUAGCAGACAAAAUAGUGAGCCCUACACACACGUGACGGUAACAUCGGAUGAAGAGGAACAAGUUAAGAAGCAAGAACAAAAUUUCACGUCUAACUUAAAUUCUAAACUAACUGAACUAACCGAAACACAAGAGACCGACGUUAGCAAAAUAGAUAAAUUGGACAAAAAACUACAACAGCAACAGGCGUGUCGCACUAACGCAGAUUGGCCAGAUGGGAACACUGAUGAUUCUCAUACAAAGGAAGUGCUACGUUUCGAAAGAGAACUGCUGCAACUCGAACAAGAAGAGCUUAGGCGGCAAAGGGAAAAUCUACUCCGAGAUCAGAAUAGAAUCAUCCAAAAAUCUGUCCAAGAUAUAUCCACAGUUCCGAAUGCACCGGAAAAGCCGCCGUUACACAGCCGUCCAAAAACUGGUAAUCAAAAUUAUAGACACUCGAUGCCAAAUUUAUUGAUCAAAGAGAAUUAUACGCCGGUUGCACCAACGAUCCCUGAAAGACCAGUAUUCGACGAGAAUAUGAAACGAAAACCGUUCGUGUCUGAAGAACAUAUUCAAAGACAUUUCGGGGUCGAGGAGAGUAGAAAAGUUUUGUAUGAAGAUAGAAAAGUCAAUGAUGCGGUGCGAAGGCCGGUGCCCUCGGUGAGACCGACGCAGCCUGUGUUACCUCCAAAGCCCAAGAGUCGGGAGUCAAUUGAGAGGGAAAUUACUAUGAGAAGUAGCCGUGUUCCGUCAGCGGUGGAGUACGCCAACGUGGAACGAACCGCCGUACAGCUGAGGCCCAAACCGGUUGCCAAUGGCAACACUCCAUACCAGUCCAUGACCAGGCAUACGUUGCAGGCGUUAAGUGCGGCUCCUACACCUAAACUGAUCUCAAACACAGAGUGGAUGCAGAGCCGACAGCAACCGCAGCGGAAACCUGCCAAUUAUAACUACAACCAACAUUGGCUAAUACAGGAGGCGGAGCAGCGCAGGAUAGAGGAGCAAAGAAAUAAACAGCGCGCAGCGCAGCGGCACUCGUAUCACCAAGAUAUGGCGCCGGCGCCCCUGCACCACAUGAUGCACUUGAGUUCCAGCCAACAACACUUGCCUGUGGAGAUGAAGCGACCGAUGCGGCCGCAGCCGCGGCCAGAACCUCGACCAGAACCCACCGCCAGGGAGGACAAGCUGCUCAGCGUCAGCGGGAAGAAGAAGUGUUCACACUGCGGCGAGGAGUUAGGUCGCGGCGCAGCCAUGAUCAUCGAGUCUCUAUCUCUGUGCUACCACGUGUGGUGCUUCAAUUGUGCGGUGUGCGGCACCCGGUUAGGCGAUGGCCGUGCCGGCGCUGACGUCCGCGUGCGCGCGCGCCGCCUGCAUUGCCACCAAUGCUAUUCCAGCGAUGACGGCCGGAACUACUCCUGCGUCUAGUACCAUAAACAACUUGAACGAAGUCAUAGACAAUGCUUGCGUAGUAGACGACUACCUGCCUCCAGUGCUACUCCAGCGACGAUGGACGCAACUACUUCUUUUAAUAAUGUGAACAACCAUAGACACAGCUCGCGCGGAAGACAACAAGUUGACGAAACCAUAGACAGUGCAUGCACAGUAGAUAACAACUUGAACGAAACUAUGAUCAAUGCAUGCGCAGUAAAUGCUCUUGUACGUAAAAUUCACAGGUUACGGGACAUUAAAAACAUGUUCAAGUUUAUACAUGGUAACUAUACUCUAGUAUCUAGACAUUCCAUUGAAAUUUCGCUUUUUUUGUUGUUAGCGAGAACUGUGACUAGAAUCAUAAAUUGGAAACGUCUUAAUAUCUUAUAUAAUAAACACCCGACUCCAAAAUGUUAUUAAAAAAAAGUAAAGAAGAGUUAUUCUUUGUGUUGUUGCAUUAUUUACAAAUCAUGAAAACUUUUAAAUAGAAGAAAAAGUAGUAACGUCGUGCGCUAUUGGUUUACAUUGGUGGAGUACCUAUAAGUGGUGAUAGAUGAGGAGUCAUGCCAUUCUGCCCAUCGUAAUGAAUUGACCAUAAACUAGCUGCGAUACUUUCCACUAUGACAGCGUAUGGAGCUAACAAGAUUACUGUUAGCAAUAAGUCCGUCUUAGGAGCUAAUCCUCGUCACUGAAUAUCACCUACAAAAAUUAUCGGCUGUUUUGGGAUGGUGGUAUGGUAUACAUAUAAACUGUUACUGAUUGCAAUUACUAUGUGUUUCGUGUUAUAUUGAUUUUAAACAGAGUAUGUAACGACAAUAUUAUCAUAAGUGUUAUAUUUUCUCCUUUAAAGCGUUAUAAGAAUGUAUUAAUACGUGGUCACGACUGUGCCUUUUUCAUCUAAAAUUAUACUUGUAAAAUAUAUUUGUAUAUUUUAUCGAAAUCUAAGAUAUACCUAUAUCUAUGUCAUAUUAGUAAACCAUGUUCAAGGUGAACUAAUUUAUUGCUGGCAGAGUUUAAUGUUAGAUAAAUGAUAAAAAUAAUCUAUUGUAAUUUGAAUUUGUUUGUCAUUUUUAUUAUCCAUUUGUGAUCCGAUAGAAUUUCUGUCUUGUCCUGGCCAAAAAUCUAAACUAAAAAUUUAGAAUAGAUUUUAACGUUUUCUGACUUAGAGUCCUCUGCAUUCGAUCCUCUGGUGAAAUGUAGUCCAGAGUCCUUAAUGGAGUUAAAUACAGAUUUAUUUUACAACAGCCUUAAUGUUUACACUUGAUAAUUUGUCUUAAAGUCAACUGCGCCUCUAGCGGGUAGUUCCGAAAACUCAGAUUUCCAUACAAAAUUAUCGACGUAAAUGUGAAUGCGAUCGUAAUAUAAAUCUUUGUAGAAUAAUUAACCAAUCUAUCUAUGUGUAAUUUUGUUCACUUUGUAAUUAAAUAUUCAAGGUUGAAGAAGUUAAAUAAAUAUACAUACCUACUUUUAAUUUUAUGGGAAUGUAAAAUAUUGUAGUAUUGUAAACACCAUUUUCUUAAUGCGAGCUCCUAGUGACAUUAUCGUGAUAGUGUUCUACCACGGUGUCUGUCAAUAUGUGAGUACGCAAUCACCAAAACGUCUCGGCGACUCAGCAGGUUCCUGAGUCCGCUAUUGCACGCUUUUGUUUCUUGUGAUUAAAAAAAAAAUAAUCAAAAAUGUUUCCUCGUUCUCGAAUUCAAAAUUCGAAUAGCACUGUUCAAUUGUUUUUCUUCUAAGUUUUUAUUAUUACUUUAUCUAAAAAGUUUUGUAUCAAAUCCGAUUUGAGUCAAUUAUUUUAACUACAUUUCAAACGAACGGUUGUCCUGUUUUAACACAGUAUUACAUAUACAGUUUCUAACUAUUGUUUUGUGCCAUGUCAUAACAUUCUCGUUUAUUUUAAUAAUUAAACAGCAAGUACAUACUUAAUGCAAAUAUCAGCGAACAUACAUAAUCCAACAUAUACGAUCGUUCUAUCCUUCAAUGGAAUAAAAUGUGUAAUUUUCGAAUAUUAUUUUAAAAGUGUAAUAUUUUGUAAAUAAGUUUUUAAUUUAUGUCUUAGUGUGUGUUAAUGGUUAGCUUUAAUAGUUAGUACUAUAGUUUAAAUGAAACAUUUAAUCCAAAAAUGUGUAUGAGUAAUAAUUACUAUGUAAAUGUUUAUUGUGAAGUUAUUUUUUUUUAUUUUUACAUCACGCCCUAACAUGAAGCUCGUGAGAUCAUUUACGCAAAGUACCUAACCUAUGUUACACGUUCAUAUAGCAGUUAUUAUGUGAUUGUACGGUCAGCGAUUUCUUGUAAUUAUAUUAUGUAAUGAACGCUGUACAUUAUAUAUAUUAUGUUGUUAAUGCAACAAUUUGUAUAACAAUAAAUAUUUUCAAAUUUUAA
Galleria mellonella (greater wax moth) is the source of this 7081-nucleotide messenger RNA. It is a transcript of the gene smash, whose product is annotated as LIM domain only protein 7. The record is from RefSeq and is a predicted model, not a curated record. Bases 443 to 4696 code for a protein of 1417 amino acids. The transcript is spliced from 17 exons. Gene Ontology annotation, biological process: regulation of focal adhesion assembly; positive regulation of stress fiber assembly. Gene Ontology annotation, molecular function: myosin II head/neck binding. Lineage: Eukaryota; Metazoa; Arthropoda; Insecta; Lepidoptera; Pyralidae. Gene Ontology annotation, cellular component: stress fiber.